AUGCCGGUCGCUCGACGGACCAGUGGCAUGGCCCAGUUGUACGGUUGUCGACGGUCAGCGGCCUACGCGUGUAAACACCGAGUCGGUGGCGCAGGAAUGCACCGUCCUCCGUUUCGUAGCGGCCACUUGUGCCGAAAGCGGACGACGUCCCCUUUGAGGUGCGGCCAACGGCUGCUGCGAACGCGACACCUGACCAUGAGCGCCGUGCCGGUUCGCGCAUCUUCUGCGUUCGAAUCAGAAAGGCUCUUGUUCGGUGGCUUCAAGCACCGAUUCACCAGGACCGUUGCCGUUGCCGUUGCCGCACAAAGUCGUACAGGCCGGCCGUCGGGCGCAGACGAUUCUCGACAUUGUGUCGAUGGCGGUAAAUUGGCUGAAGCAUUUUCUUCCUGGGAGUGUGCCUCCUUCAAAAAACUGCCAAUCGCGGAGUUCCGCGACCAACUCUCUCUUUGUGGCAUUGACCAAUCAGGGGAUCGCCAAAAACUGAUAGCUGCGACGGCCGUCAGCAAGGAGAAGAAGCCGGAUUCGAGUCGACGACGACGGCGAUGGCUAGGCGGACGACCAUCAAGUGAACGCUUGACGAAAAGCUCACCGCCACCACUGCAGUACUUGACCGAGUUGCUGGCGGAAGAUGAUGACUUCGGAAGAAGGAACAUGGCGAAGCCAAUCCGCGGUAGCUGUGUUGGCAACAUGCGACAAGGGGACAGGUGA
Molecule: messenger RNA, 708 nt
Organism: Soboliphyme baturini
Lineage: Eukaryota; Metazoa; Nematoda; Enoplea; Dioctophymatida; Soboliphymatidae
Source: the annotation of a GenBank genome assembly